UCCUCUUCUCUCUUUACAUUUCAAAACCACCUCUCCCUCUUCUUCUUCUUCUGAUUAACACCCAGAAAAGAAACAAAACCACCCCCCUACUACCACUUUCACGAAAAAAAACUCGGUCGGGGUCACAUUUCCCAACAACCUAUACACCCACUCUACCUUUUUAUACACCUCGUUCUUUUUCCCUUUUUUCGUGUGAUUCAAGAUGUCUGCUAAACCCAUCCGAGAAUACGACGCCAAGCAGCUGCUCUCCUACUGGUUGCCCCGAUCUCCCGUUCCUAUCCCUUGCAAGGCCGAGUCUUCCGUCGCACCGGUAAAGGUCGCUCAGGUUCAAUGGGACUUUGAGACGAAAUCCCUCUCUCCCCCUGUCCAGCCCGGUCAAGGGUUGCCCGAAUGGGUCUUCACUGACAAGCUCGUCGCCAAGCCCGACCAGCUCAUCAAGCGUCGAGGCAAGGCCGGUCUCCUCUGCCUCAACAAGGACUACCAGGUCUCGGGCGACUGGGUCCAGGAGCGAGCGGGCAAGCCGUGCACGGUCGAAAAGACCACGGGAACCUUGAACACGUUCAUCCUCGAGCCGUUCUUGCCCCACCCCCAGGAUUCCGAGUACUACGUUUGUGUGAAUUCGGCCCGAGAGGGAGAUUGGAUCUUGUUCACCCACGAGGGUGGUGUCGAGGUCGGUGACGUCGAUGCCAAGGCCAAAAAGUUGUUGAUUCCCGUCGACGGUAGCUUCCCUUCGCGAGAAGAGAUCAUCUCGACCUUGUUGCCCGAGGUCCCUGCCGCCAAGCAGGACACUCUUUGUGACUUUUUGAUCAGGCUCUACGCCGUCUACUCGGACUUGCACUUUGCCUACCUCGAGAUCAACCCCUUGAUCUGCAUGGACGGUGUCGACGGACAGGCUCCUCAGAUCUACUACCUCGACAUGGCCGCCAAGCUCGACCAGACUGCCGACUUCCUCUGUGGACCCAAGUGGGCCAUCGCUCGUGACGCCUCGGCUCCCGCCGCUGCCAACGCCCCGGGUGUCAAGGCCGACCGCGGUCCUCCCAUGGUCUGGCCCGCUCCUUUCGGUCGAGACUUGACCAAGGAAGAGGCUUGGAUCCAGAAGCUCGACGGAUCGACCGGUGCUUCGCUCAAGCUUACCGUCCUCAACGCCGAGGGACGAGUCUGGACCAUGGUCGCUGGAGGUGGUGCUUCGGUCGUCUACUCGGACGCCAUCGCCGCCGCCGGGUUCGCUCACGAGCUCGCCAACUAUGGUGAAUACUCGGGUGCGCCCACCGAGGGUCAGACGUACGAGUACGCCAAGACCAUCGUCGACCUCAUCACCCGGGGUCAACCCCACCCGGAGGGCAAGCUGCUCAUCAUCGGAGGAGGUAUCGCCAACUUUACCAAUGUCGCCGCCACUUUUAAGGGAAUCAUCCGAGCCCUCAAAGAGUACCGUGAACCCUUGAUCCGACACAAGGUCAGGAUCUUUGUCCGACGAGGUGGUCCCAACUACCAGGAAGGUCUCAAGGCCAUGCGUCUCCUCGGAGAGUCGCUCGGCGUCGAGAUCAAGGUCUUUGGUCCCGAGACCCACAUCACCGACAUUGUCCCCAUGGCUCUCGGAGUCGAGCGAAAGCCUCACGAGGCCCAGCCUACCAUCGCUUCGGUCACCGAGGAGCUCAAGUCGGGUCAAAAGACCCCUUCGGCCGUCCCUGACGCUCCCGAGGGUCUCGGUUCCGUCAAGGCCGACGGGUCGCGACACCAGCCCAGCGACGACAUUGUCUCGUUCAAGAACGCCACCGGAGACGCCAUCACCGGUCGACCCUCGUACAGGCCCUUUGACGAGAACACCCGAUCGCUUGUCUUCGGUCUCCAGCCCCGUGCUAUCCAGGGAAUGCUCGACUUUGACUUCUCUUGUGGCCGAAAGACCCCCUCGGUUGCUGCCAUGAUCUACCCCUUCGGAGGACACCACAUCCAAAAGUUCUACUGGGGUACCAAGGAGACCCUCUUGCCCGUCUACACCUCGAUCGAGGAGGCCGUCCAGAAGCACAAGGACGCCGAUGUCGUCGUCAACUUUUCGUCCAGCCGAUCGGUCUACGCUUCGACCUUGGACAUCUUGAGGUUCCCUCAGAUCAAGGCCGUCGCCCUCAUCGCCGAGGGUGUUCCCGAGAGGCACGCCCGAGAGUUGCUCCACUUGGCCGAGAAGAAGAAUGUUCUCAUCAUCGGACCCGCCACUGUCGGAGGUAUCAAGCCCGGUUGUUUCAGGAUCGGUAACUCGGGAGGUAUGAUGGACAACAUCAUCGCUUCCAAGCUCUACCGAGCCGGAUCCGUCGGUUACGUCUCCAAGUCGGGUGGAAUGUCCAACGAGUUGAACAACAUCUUGUCGUUCACCACCAACGGUACUUACGAGGGUAUCGCCAUCGGAGGUGACCGAUACCCCGGUACCACCUUUAUCGACCACUUGCUCCGUUACGAGCAGGACCCCGAGUGCAAGAUGCUCGUCCUCUUGGGAGAGGUCGGAGGUAUCGAAGAGUACCGAGUCAUCGACGCCGUCAAGAAGGGCAUCAUCAAGAAGCCCAUCGUCGCCUGGGCCAUCGGUACCUGCGCCAAGAUGUUCACCACCGAGGUCCAGUUCGGUCACGCCGGUUCGAUGGCCAACUCGGACCUCGAGACCGCCGACGCCAAGAACGCCGCCAUGAAGGCUGCCGGUUUCAUCGUUCCCGACACUUUCGAGGACCUCCCCGCCGUCUUGAAGUCGACCUACGAGAAGCUCGUCUCGGAGGGUGCCAUCACCCCCAGGGAAGAGCGUGACCCUCCCAACAUUCCCAUGGACUACAAGUGGGCCCAGGAGCUCGGCAUGAUCCGAAAGCCCGCCGCCUUCAUCUCGACCAUCUCGGACGAGCGUGGUCAGGAGCUCAUGUACGCCGGAAUGAGGAUCUCGGACGUCUUCAAGGAGGAGAUCGGUCUCGGAGGAGUCAUCUCGCUCUUGUGGUUCAAGCGUCGUCUGCCCGACUAUGCCUGCAAGUUUAUCGAGAUGGUCCUGCAAUUGACCGCCGAUCACGGUCCCGCCGUCUCGGGUGCCAUGAACACCAUCAUCACCGCCCGUGCCGGCAAGGACCUCAUCUCGUCGCUCUGUGCCGGUCUCUUGACCAUCGGUGACCGAUUCGGAGGUGCCCUCGACGGUGCCGCCGCCGAGAUGACCCGUGGUCUCCAGUCCGGCAUGACCCCUCGAGAGUUUGUCGACUCGAUGCGAAAGGCCAACAAGCUCAUUCCCGGUAUCGGACACAAAAUCAAGUCCAAGACCAACCCGGACUUGCGAGUCGUCCUCGUCGUCGACUAUGUCAAGAAGCACUUCCCGGCCACCCCUACCCUCGACUAUGCCCUCGGCGUCGAGUCGGUCACCAGCGCCAAGAAGGACUCGUUGAUCUUGAACGUCGAUGGUGCCAUUGCCGUCUCGUUCUGCGACUUGUUGAAGGGAACCGGUGCUUUCACCGAGGAGGAGGCUGCCGACUACUUGAAGAGUGGAGCUCUGAACGGUCUGUUCGUUCUCGGACGAUCUGCCGGUUUCAUCGGUCACUUCCUCGACCAAAAGUUGCUCAAGCAGCCCUUGUACCGACACCCCGCGGACGACAUCUUCAUCAACCUCCCCACCCAGGACCGAGUCAUCGUCAACAGCAAGUAGACGAGUCUCGCCGGUCGACACGGGGUCGAGUGCGGGUUGUCCCUCUCAGUGGGCGACACGCUUCUCGGUCUCGUGGCCUUGCCUUCUCCUCAUCUUUAACGUCCUCAUACACCACACGCUCUCUUUUCUUCCUCGUCUCUCUUCUCUUCUGGGUCUUAUCGUCUUUUCUUCCUCACUUAGAAUCGAAUCCUAAUGUCGUUUUACGAGAUGUGUGCCGCGAAAUGAUCUAUAUACAAGACACACCAUUUACGUCGUGCUCGCGUUGGAGGUAUCGAGUUUCGAGCCGGUAACUGGCAAUUGGCUGCUUGGAGUCGAGUUUGAAGCAAGCAAGGAUGAAGCGUUGAUACCAAAGGUAGGGUAGGGUAUGGCGAGGUCGUCGAUGUGAUUGUUCUCCUUUUGUUCUCUCGAUUUGUACGCGGUCGCGCGCGUGGAUUCGUCACGCUUCCUUCCUUCCUCUUUGUCUCCCCCCAGCGACCUC
Messenger RNA from Filobasidium floriforme, 4133 nucleotides. RefSeq names its product putative ATP-citrate synthase subunit 1 (ATP-citrate (pro-S-)-lyase 1). Gene Ontology annotation, molecular function: ATP citrate synthase activity. Gene Ontology annotation, biological process: tricarboxylic acid cycle; fatty acid biosynthetic process; acetyl-CoA biosynthetic process. The record is from RefSeq and is a predicted model, not a curated record. The coding region runs from base 203 to 3655 and encodes 1150 amino acids. Lineage: Eukaryota; Fungi; Basidiomycota; Tremellomycetes; Filobasidiales; Filobasidiaceae. The transcript has 10 exons. Gene Ontology annotation, cellular component: cytosol.